UACACUUAAAUAAUGCAUCUUUAAAAACAAUCAAACUCAACUUUGUGUCAUAAUCAGGCACCGAUAACAAGAUAUUGAUAUUGUGCAUCGCUAUGAUGUUGACGCUGCUGUUUUGUUAAUUUAAAGUGAAGUUAGAAGUAAUACUAAGUCUUGUCUGCUAGUUCAGACAUUUGUCUGUCAAGAUGUGAUGGAGGGGUUCAAGGAAAGAAGAAACUCUAAAACUCUUGGAAGUUUUUCGAUGUCAAAAGGUUCUCCAGUGGAGCCCUGGCACAGUACUCCUGUAAAAAAGAAUCUUUUUGCUGCUAAUGAGGCGCCAGAUGUUUCCUCCACCAAACUCAGAGAUGAAAACAGAACAAGGCCUGCAAGACUGAGUCUACACGACCUCUCAAAACCAAUGUCCUCUUUCUCAUUAACACAGGAUUUCCAGAUCCCAGUUAAUGGAUUGGAGGUCUCCACUAUUCAGAGGCAGCGUCUGGAGCUGCAGCUUCUCAUAGCAGAACUGAAGGACCGUGACCAGGAGCUCAACACUAUGGCAGCAGCCCAUCACAAGCAGCUGCUCUCCUGGGAGCAGGACCGUCAGAGAGUGCUGAUCCUGGAACAGAGAUGUGCCCGACUGGAGGAUGAGCUGGAGAAGCGUAACGAGGUGAUCAGAGCGCUCAGUAAGCGGACGAAGGUGGCAGAAAUGAGUGAGAAAGACUUAUACAGAGAGCUCAACAGCUCCCAACAGCAGCUACACGAGCUGAGCUGCACACAGAUGAACACCACCAGACACGAGCAGGACUUGGAGGAGCGGAACCAGAGUCUGAACUCCACGGUCAUGAGGCUGUCAUCACAGGUGGGGCAGCUGCAGGUGCGCGAGGAGGAGCUCAGCUCCAUGCUUAAACUGAAGGAUAAAGAUAUGAUUGAGGCCACCAAUCACAUUUUAGAGCUGUCUGGUCGUCUUUGCGAACUAGAGAAAUCGCUCGAAGAGCUGCGGACACGUGAGAGCAAAACGCUGCGAGAAAUGGAGGAACACAAACACCGUUUCAGAGAGAGCAGACACAAAAACGCACAACUGAAAGCCGAGCUUCAGGAGAAAACCAUCGAGAACAACAGCCAGAGAGAAGAGCUCAUCUGCUUAAAGCAGGAAAACCAGCUGUUGAAGAAAGACAUCACUUCUGUUGAGCUUCAGAUGAUGAAUGAAGAUAAAAGCUGGAGGGAUGAAUUACUUGAACUCUCCCGAUCAAAACAAGCUCGAGUGGAAUCUGAGCUGCUCUGUCUGCGGCAGGUGUGUGAAAGCCAACAGAAUGACCUUCAGCUGCUGAAGUUGAACUUGGAGAGCGCCAGAGAGACACUCCGACAUCAUGAGGGUCAAAGGUCACAUGAGAGCGCAGCAGAUCUGAGCCUUCUUCAUCUGGAUUGCCCCUCCCCCUGUCACAGAAGUAGGCGGAGCUCUGUCUGUUUACCCGAUUCUACGCUAAGCAUUGAACUCUGUGCCAAUGAUGUAGCUCGCCAUGGCAAUGAGGAGGGCUACAGCUCGUCCACAACACGGUUACAGCGUCUGCUGGCUGAGUCUCAGGAAAUGGUGGCAAGUUUGGAAAGUUCUACCAAGAACUCUGUCAGCCCAACGAAACCUCAGAGCCCAAUGAACUGCGAUGCCAUUUGUCACCUCCAAAGUAACCAUGGCAACCGCAGCCACUCCCAAACCUCCACCCAAACACAUGGGGAAAGUGACUCCCAGAUCGAAAGCAGCCCACGUUUGCAUCAAGGAAGCAAGUAAUGUGGUCCAUAAAGCCACGAGAAGCAGCGAAUCCCCGUUUACUUCCAUCUUCUCUACAGCUUCUGAAAAUAAAUCAGUUCUUUGCAACCAAAGAGGAGUUUUGUGAAGCUAACAAGUAGUUUUUACAGAUGCUAUAGUUUUAAAUUUGUAUCCAAAUCUGUUUAUGAUAUGUGUAUAAAAAUAAGCAUUAAUGAUUAAUGCUACAGAAGCACUACCUCUGAACAAUGUUAAGACUGUCGUUAUUUAUAAACCACUUUCUUCAAGUGUUAAACCUGUCAUACAAGAUGACACAAUGGUGCUGGUUGUUUUUUUGUCAUUCCAGUUUCACUGUCAUCGAACCUGUUUGGUUUCAAAGAUAACGAACUGUGAUGUGGCUCUUGUCCUGAUCAUUGUUUUACACCUGAAAUGCAGUCUUGUUCUCACAAUAAGGACAAGGAGCCACAGGCCUUUUCAAAAGCCACUGAUAUUUGCCUAAUCUCAGGACAUUUGAAAGAACAAUAAAGGUCUUUACAUG
Sinocyclocheilus rhinocerous is the source of this 2273-nucleotide messenger RNA. It is a transcript of the gene ccdc62, whose product is annotated as coiled-coil domain containing 62. Bases 188 to 1759 code for a protein of 523 amino acids. The record is from RefSeq and is a predicted model, not a curated record. Lineage: Eukaryota; Metazoa; Chordata; Actinopteri; Cypriniformes; Cyprinidae. The transcript is spliced from 13 exons.